UCUACAGUGAGAGUACUCUGGGCAUUUAGAACCUUCCUUCGUUAUUAGCGUGUUUACUUUUGAAGGCUAAAUCCGAUAUUAUAGAAAAACAGUUAAAAUGUUCCUUCGUAUACAGAGACAACUACGAAGAAAUCCUACUUGUGUUGUGACAGUGACGCUCGUAUUUUGGUGGUUUGCUGCUGUUAUUUUCGUGUUCUUGUUUAGGAAUGACUUCGAUCAUGAGUCUGACAGUGGCGAAUCGUACUCGCUAGAGUCUAACAAGGCCAUAAACCCCACUGACAUGAGAGCAAAUUUCAAGAAAGGAAGGCUGUCGCGCAGAGAAAGGUACAACCUUGUCAGGAAAGGGAUAGAUGAAUCGCCACUCGGGAAGUUAGAUAAGCUAACCUUGAAAUUUAAAGAAAACGUUACCUUACCCGACUUGAAGCUACCACAGAAAACGGGGAAGUUGAAUAUGUUUGUAAAGAAAAGGAGGAAAAAUCGAUUAAAAAUAAAUGGUUCCAGUAUGCCCACUGACAAGAAGCGAAUGUAUAGGAAGCGUAGACAACUUUCAACUUAUAAUGGAGGCAUUUGGGAAGGCAGGGGUCUGAAUAUAAACACAACUUCUAAUGUACUUUUAAAUCACGUCGGGGAUGUGCUGGUCAAUAGCGGUGAAUCUCCCAGUAAAAUGAAGCUCUCAAAUAAAAGUAGAGUACAAUUACAGGAGGAUGAAAGCAUUUAUUCACUGAAGAGAGAAGUAACGAGUCAUUUCCUCAGGACACUGGUGACCAUCGUUUGCAACACGGACCAGAAACCGGACCCACACCUGAGGAACAUCUUUCAGAGGCAACUGAAUCAGACGAAGACGAUGUUGAAGUCCCUCGUCUACUUCAGUUCUGCUUCUUUCAGAGUCAUUGUCGUGACUGAGUCUCAGAAGACAUAUGACCAAGUCCUCUCUCAGCUGGAAGACUGGCCUGAAAGGUACCGUUCCCGCCUGCACUUCGAAAGAGGCGAGAUUUGGAUCCCGAAGCAGGAGAAUAUUCUUAUGGAAGUUUGGCGUCCUUGCUCCUGGCCUAAGCUCUUCCUCCACGAAGCCCUGCCCAACCUCGACGCAGCCAUUUACGUCGACACGGAUAUCCUGUUCCUAGGUCCUGCCGAAGGACUCUGGGAUGUCCUGGAAGGACUGCAGGAACCCCAGGCAUUUGCUAUAGGGCAGGAUCCUCUAUAUGACAGACAUAAGCAUCGAAGGUACGCCGGUACAGUUGGCCUCAGCGCCGGUCUCUUUGGAGCCAAUUUCACCAGACUUCGUAGUUUUAAGAGCGAACACGGAAGGUACUCGGACACGAUCAUGCACUACAAGAAGAACAAUAAGAAUUCACAUGAUCAGGAUACCUUAAACGUCCUUCUGGCCGAUUAUCCGGCGAUGUUCCAUGAACUGAGUCCCCAAUGGAUAUUCUGCCCGAGCCACUGCCUGCAGGGCGUCUUACCUUGCUGUCUGGAUACUGGAGUCAACGUCAUUCAUGGCUUCGAUGCCACCUUCGUCAGGGGCGUGGAGAUGGUGUUCCAGGUCAUCUACGAAGCGCUCCUUAACUUCGAGCUUGGAUCCCCAGCCUCUCUUCUGCGGGAGGGACUUGACAAGGAGUUCUUCAGGGUAGAUCGUCUGGCUCUCAGCUCAGCCUGCAGGAAAGUGAUGGGCAUCCAAACAGUCCUAACCAAACACAUCCGGGACCUCGCUGACCUAGAGGGGAAGGGGUCGACGUUGGAAUGGUACAAUGAGAAAACAAACAAAACCAAAAAUGAAGCAUUGAUGAAGGAAUAGGGGUCUUGAACGAUAUUGCAAUGUAUUUCUUUAAAAAUAAUGUUGAGUUUUUUUACUUAUUGUUUAUCGAAAAAACCGUGCUCUCUAGAGCUCUACCUGACACUUGAGAACUACUGGUAAGGAGACAAUUUUUUAUUACUUUAUUAUGGUGAAAGUUUAUCAUUCAAGUAUUUUUUACAUUAAGAAAUAACUCUUCAUGAAUUCAGUGAAGGAUUAUCUUUUAAAAGACGGUUUGGGACGUUACGCAUGUAAUCAGUACGGAAUAAAAAUGAUCAGAAGUUCAUGAAAACUCAAAAUGUUUUUGACUUUAAGGAAAAUCAAUAUACAAGAAAUGUUUUCCAGCUUUUAAAACAUUUCUUGUUUAAAACAUUUUAAAGCUUUUAAAUAGGGACUUUCUUU
This is a messenger RNA of Macrobrachium nipponense, 2194 nucleotides long. Its product is annotated as glucoside xylosyltransferase 1-like. The transcript has 5 exons. Gene Ontology annotation, molecular function: UDP-xylosyltransferase activity. Lineage: Eukaryota; Metazoa; Arthropoda; Malacostraca; Decapoda; Palaemonidae. The record is from RefSeq and is a predicted model, not a curated record. The coding region runs from base 98 to 1795 and encodes 565 amino acids. Gene Ontology annotation, biological process: protein O-linked glycosylation via N-acetylgalactosamine.